This is a messenger RNA of Colletotrichum fioriniae, 822 nucleotides long. RefSeq lists its product as uncharacterized. Gene Ontology annotation, molecular function: 5'-deoxynucleotidase activity. The record is from RefSeq and is a predicted model, not a curated record. NCBI's taxonomy places the organism in Eukaryota, Fungi, Ascomycota, Sordariomycetes, Glomerellales, Glomerellaceae. Gene Ontology annotation, cellular component: cytoplasm.
AUGUCUUCCGCAGCUCUCCACGGCACCAACAGUGCUUCCGGCGCCAAUGGCGAGGUGGACAUCAAGAACUUGGGUCACGUCGAAACCCCCAAAGUCCAAGGGACAUGGACCGUCGAAAAGGCUCUUGAAAUAUCCCCGGGCACCGCAGGACCUGCGGACGCCGGCUCACCGCUCCCUUACUUCCAUCUGAUUGAGCGCCUCAAGACAACCAAGCGGGAAGGUUGGCGCCGCUUCGGCAUCGCAAGAGGAGAAUCCAUCGCCGACCACAUGUACCGCAUGUCCCUUUUAUCGAUGCUCGCCCCGCCCGCCCUUGCGCCCCGUCUCGAUCUCGCGCGAUGCAUGAAGAUGUGUCUGAUACACGACAUGGCCGAGUCUCUGGUUGGAGACAUCACACCCGUCGAUGGCGUGGCGAAGCCCGAGAAGAACAGACGUGAGGCGGAGACGAUGGACUAUAUUACCAAGAACCUUCUCGGCAGUGUCUACGGCGGUAUCCCAGGUGCCGAGAUUCGUGAGAUCUGGCAAGAGUACGAGGAUUCCCAGACUCUCAACAGCCACUACGUACACGAUCUGGACAAAAUGGAGCUGCUUCUCCAGAUGAUGGAGUAUGAGAAGCGAGGGCAGGGCAAACUUGACUUGGGCGAAUUCGCAUACGUCGCGACCAAAUUCAUGUUGCCCGAGACCAAGGAAUGGGCGGACGCUCUGCUCAAGGAGCGCGAGCAUUUCUGGGGCACCCAGCAGCACGUCCACGGUGAGGAUGGUAUCGAAGGCGGUGUCCAGGAAGACCGGCGACAGCAGCAAGAUGAUUACUACGAGCGCAAAUGA